CUAUAACGUGGGUGAAGGUCUCAAGUCUCUCACCCCCGUGAGUUUGAUAAAUACCAACGGCGAUCGCGCGGGCUCGUAGUUACUGGUUUCACACCCCCUUAUCUCUCUCUCUCUCUCUCUGCACUUUCUAAGAGUGAUCUCCCUAACCAAACCUUUCUUUGAGAUGCAUGUAAAAUGAGAAGGAGAAGAUGUGAAAGCCCAAGCCAACAGACCAAAAAUCCCACAGUACUGAACACCUCUCAGUUAACCGGAUAUGGGGAAGAAAGGAGGCAGCUGGAUCUCGUCGGUGAAGAGAGUCUUCAAACUUUCUCCGAAGGAAUUGCCGGAGAAAAAGGAAAAUUCGAAGAAAUGGCAGCAUGAUGCUCCAGAAGUGGUGUCAUUUGAGCAUUUCCCCACUGAAAGUUCAGCGGACAUCACAAAUGAUGAGAGCACAGCAUCGACUCCCGCAGCCGAAGAUAGAAACCAUGCCAUUGCCGUCGCGGUGGCAACUGCUGCAGCGGCAGAAGCAGCUGUUGCAGCAGCUCAAGCAGCGGCUAAAGUCGUUCGACUGGCCGGCUAUGGGCGCCACUCUAAGGAAGAAAGGGCUGCAACCCUUAUACAAUCAUACUACAGAGGCUACCUAGCUCGAAGGGCUUUGAGAGCUUUGAAGGGAUUAGUUAGGCUGCAAGCACUGGUGAGGGGACACAAUGUGCGCAAGCAAGCACAAAUGACAAUGCGUUGCAUGCAAGCACUGGUGCGAGUCCAGGCAAGAGUGCGUGCGCGCAGACUCCAACUUGCCCAUGAGAAGCUUCAGAAGAAAGUAGAAGAUCAAGAACAAAGAGCAAUGGAGGAACAACAGAAGACUAAAAGCCCAAUGAGAAGUUACGAUAUGGAAGCAGCUUGGGAUGAUAGGCGUCAAAUUUCAGAUAAAUUCAAGGAAAAUGCUUCUUCAAAGAGACAUGAUGCUGUCAUGAAAAGGGAGAGAGCUCUUGCUUAUGCUUUUACCUACCAGCAACAGCAGCAGCAGCAGCAGCUCUUUCAGUCGGAUCCCAACAACGAUGAUUUUGGGCUGUACCCUAAUGAGCACGAAAAGGCCCAGUGGGGAUGGAACUGGCUCGAGCGUUGGAUGUCGUCGCAACCAUACCGUGCCCGUCACUCAGGGCACCAUGGGGCCUCUUUCAUGCCUCUUGCUACCACCACCACUACCACCGGUACCGACGAUAUGUCGGAAAAAACAGUAGAAAUGGACAGUUUUACGCAUUCUAAGCGGGACUUGAAUGAGCCAGGCCCAUACCUAAGUAAGCAACAAGAAGUGAGCUCAAACAAUGUCCCUAGCUACAUGGCCCCAACCAAGUCUGCCAAGGCCAAGGUGCGCAGUCAAGGAACCGUCAAACCGACCGGCCCACAUCUGCCCAGCUGGAACCAAUCGACAAGGCGGGGCUUGGUUGCCGAAUCAGGCUGCGACUCAUCAAGCUCAGGUGGAGGAGGCAUAACAACCUAUCAGGUUCUAAGAAGCCCAAGCCCAAAAAAUAAUGGGACACGCCUACAUACUAGACGGUCCACAGGCUGUAGCCCUAAUUCUAAUGGAGGGGACGAUUGGCCUCUCGGUGGUCAUGUUUGGAGACAAGAUUUUGGUUGAUUGGUGUUUGAAUGUUUAUUCCCUGUAAAGUGGGAUAAGAACUUUGCGUUGUGAAUACUUUGUCUUUAAUUUUUUUUCCUAUUUAUCUGAUUGAUGUUAUAGACAAUAUUCCUUGAGAUUUGUGGUAAUAUAUAUUUUUCAAUUCAA
Juglans microcarpa x Juglans regia is the source of this 1765-nucleotide messenger RNA. Its product is annotated as protein IQ-DOMAIN 1. The transcript has 5 exons. NCBI's taxonomy places the organism in Eukaryota, Viridiplantae, Streptophyta, Magnoliopsida, Fagales, Juglandaceae. The coding region runs from base 254 to 1618 and encodes 454 amino acids. Gene Ontology annotation, molecular function: protein binding. The record is from RefSeq and is a predicted model, not a curated record.